UGUCGCCUAGCAGCCGCUGCCGCUCUUGAUUGCACUGGACCAGUUGGCGGGAUCCAGAGACCGGGUGGAAGCGCGCUGUGGAGCGGUCGGGCGUAGCGGCGGGACCAAGCUUGGUCCGGGCGGCAGAUGAGGGGACGCUGCUGGUUGCCAUCCUUGGUUAGAAGGUAAAGCGCAGUGAAAGAUUUCACGAUGCCACCUAAUAUAAACUGGAAAGAAAUAAUAAAAGUUGACCCAGAUGACCUGCCUCGUCAAGAAGAAUUGGCAGAUAAUUUACUGGUUUCCUUAUCCAAGGUGGAAAUAAGUGAGCUAAAACAUGCAAGUCAAGAAAAUGUGAUACACCUUUUCAGAAUUACUCAAUCACUAAUGAAGAUGAAAGCUCAAGAAGUAGAACUAGCUUUGGAGGAAGUUGAAAAAGCUGGAGAAGAACAAGCAAAAUUCGAAAAUCAAUUAAAAACUAAAGUAAUGAAACUGGAAAAUGAACUGGAGAUGGCUCAGCAAUCUGCAGGUGGUCGUGACACUCGGUUUUUACGUGAUGAAAUUCGCCAACUUGAAAAGCAAUUGGAACAAAAAGAUAGAGAAUUGGAGGACAUGGAAAAGGAGUUGGAGAAAGAGAAGAAAGUUAAUGAACAAUUGGCUCUUCGAAAUGAGGAGGCAGAGAAUGAAAACAGCAAAUUAAGAAGAGAGAAUGAGCAACUUCGUCAGGAUAUUGUUGACUAUCAGAAACAAAUAGAUUCUCAAAAAGAAACACUUUUGUCAAGAAGAGGAGAAGACAGUGACUACCGAUCACAGUUGUCUAAAAAAAACUAUGAGCUUGUCCAAUAUCUGGAUGAAAUUCAGACUUUAACAGAAGCUAAUGAAAAAAUUGAAGUUCAGAAUCAAGAAAUGAGAAAAAAUCUAGAAGAGUCUGUACAGGAGAUGGAAAAGAUGACUGAUGAGUAUAACAGGAUGAAAGCUAUUGUACAUCAGACAGAUAAUAUAAUGGACCAAUUAAAAAAGGAAAAUGAUCAUUAUCGGCUUCAAGUGCAGGAGCUUACAGACCUUCUGAAAGCAAAAAAUGAAGAAGAUGAUCCAGUCAUGGCUGCUGUCAAUGCAAAAGUAGAAGAAUGGAAGUUAAUUUUGUCUUCUAAAGAUGAUGAAAUUAUUGAAUAUCAGCAAAUGUUACAUAACCUGAGAGAGAAAUUGAAAAAUGCCCAGCUCGAUGCUGAUAAAAGUAGUGUGAUGGCUCUACAACAGGGUAUACAAGAACGAGAUAGUCAAAUUAAGAUGCUCACUGAGCAGGUGGAACAAUAUACAAAAGAAAUGGAAAAAAAUACUUUCAUUAUUGAAGAUUUGAAAAAUGAGCUUCAAAGAAACAAAGGUGCUUCAACUCUUUCCCAACAGACUCAUUAUAUGAAAAUUCAGUCAAAGGUUCAAAUGUUAGAAGAGAAAACUAAAGAGGCUGAGAGAACAGCUGAACUGGCUGAGGCUGAUGCUAGGGAAAAGGAUAAAGAACUAGUUGAGACUCUAAAGCGAUUAAAAGAUUAUGAAUCAGGAAUAUAUGGUUUAGAAGAUGCUGUUAUUGAAAUAAAGAAUUGUAAAAACCAGAUUAAAAUAAGAGAUCGAGAGAUUGAAGUAUUGACGAAGGAAAUCAAUAAACUUGAGUUGAAGAUCAAUGAUUUCCUCGAUGAAAAUGAGGCACUUAGGGAGCGCAUGGGCCUUGAACCGAAGACAAUGAUUGAUUUAACUGAAUUUAGAAAUAGCAAAAGCUUAAAGCAACAACAGUACAGAGCUGAAAACCAGAUUCUUUUGAAAGAGAUUGAAAGUCUAGAGGAAGAACGACUUGAUCUGAAAAAAAAAAUUCGCCAAAUGGCUCAAGAAAGAGGAAAAAGAGCUGCAACUUCAGGAUUAACCAUUGAGGACCUAAACCUAACUGAAAACUUUUCUCAAGAAAAUAGAGUAGGAGAAAGGAAAUUCGAUUUUACAAGCCUCAAAAAUAUAAGUGAAACACAAUUAAAGAAUGAUGUGCUAGCACAGGAUUUAUUGAUCAAGGAAGCACAGAAUAGAAAUGCAGAAAUAGAGCUUGAACGUCAUAGAAGCCAGACAGAACAGAAUGAAUUUCUUUCAAGAGAACUAAUUGAAAAGGAAAGAGAUUUAGAAAGAGGUAGAACAGUAAUAACCAAAUUUCAGAAUAAAUUAAAAGAAUUAGUUGAAGAAAAUAAGCAACUGGAAGAAGGUAUGAAAGAAAUAUUGCAAGCUAUUAAAGAAAUGCAGAAAGAUCCUGAUGUUAAAGGGGAAACAUCUCUAAUUAUUCCUAGUCUUGAAAGACUAGUUAACGCUAUAGAAUCAAAGAAUGCAGAAGGAAUCUUUGAUGCAAAUCUGCAUUUGAAAGCCCAAGUUGAUCAACUUACUGGAAGGAAUGAAGAAUUAAGACAGGAGCUCAGGGAAUCUCGGAAGGAGGCUAUAAAUUAUUCUCAGCAGUUGGCAAAAGCAAAUUUAAAGAUAGAUCAUCUUGAAAAAGAAGCCAUUCUUUUACGGCAAUCAGAAGGAUCAAAUGUUGUUUUUAAAGGAGUAGACUUACCUGACGGGAUAGCACCAUCUAGUGCCAAUAUUAUUAAUUCUCAAAAUGAAUAUUUAAUACGUAUCUUACAGGAACUAGAAUAUAAAGAAAAUAAAUUAAAAAAUUUAGAAGAUUCUCUUGAGGACUAUAACAGAAAAUUUGCAGUAAUUCGUCAUCAACAGAGUUUAUUAUAUAAAGAAUAUCUAAGUGAAAAGGAGACCUGGAAAACAGAAUCUGAAACAAUGAAAGAGGAAAAGAAAAAACUUGAGGAUCAAAUCCAACAAGGUGCUAUAAAAGUAAAAGAAUAUAAUAAUUUGCUUAGUGCUCUUCAGAUGGAUUCGGAUGAAAUGAAAAAAACACUUUCAGAAUAUAGUAGAAAAAUUACAGUCUUGCAAGUGAAUGAAAAGUCACUCAUAAGACAGUAUACUACUUUAGUAGAAUUGGAGCGACAGCUUAGGAAAGAAAACGGGAAACAGAAGAAUGAAUUGAUAUCAAUGGAAGCUGAAGUUGGUGAAAAACUUGGACGUUUGCAACGAUUUAAGGAAAUGGCCAUUUUCAAGAUUGCAGCUCUGCAAAAACUUAUAGAUAAUAGCGUUUCUUUGUCUGAGCUAGAAUUGGCCAAUAAACAGUACAAUGAACUGACUACGAAAUACAGGGACAUCUUGCAAAAAGAUAAUAUGCUUGUUCAAAGAACAAAUAACUUGGAACACUUAGAGUGUGAAAAUGCAUCCCUGAAAGAACAAGUGGAGUCUAUAAAUAAAGAACUGGAGAUUACCAAAGAAAAACUUUACACUGUUGAACAAGCCUGGGAACAAGAAACUAAAUUAGGAAAUGAAUCAAACAUGGAUAAGGCAAAGAAAUCAAUAACCAACAGUGAAAUUGUUUCUAUUUCAAAAAAAAUUACUAUGCUGGAGAUGAAAGAAUUAAAUGAAAGGCAGCGGGCUGAACAUUCUCAAAAAAUGUAUGAACAUGCAAGGACUUCAUUAAAGCAAAUGGAAGAACGUAAUUUUGAAUUGGAAACCAAAUUUGCUGAGCUUACCAAAAUCAAUUUGGAAGCACAGAAGGUGGAACAGAUGUUAAGAGAUGAACUAGCUGAUAGUGUGAGCAAGACAGUAAGUGAUGCUGAUAGGCAACGGAUUCUAGAAUUAGAGAAGAACGAAAUGGAACUAAAAGUUGAAGUGUCAAAACUGAGAGAAAUUUCUGAUAUUGCCAAAAGACAAGUUGAAAUUUUGAAUGCACAACAACAGUCCAGGGAAAAAGAAGUAGAAUCUGUCAGAAUGCAACUGUUAGACUAUCAGGCACAGUCUGAUGAAAAGGCACUAAUUGCCAAGUUGCAUCAACACGUCGUCUCUCUUCAAAUCAGUGAGGCUACUGCGCUUGGCAAGUUGGAAUCAGUUACAUCUAAACUGCAGAAAAUGGAGGCCUGUAAUUUGCGCUUAGAGCAGAAACUUGAUGAAAAGGAACAGGCUCUCUAUUAUGCCCGUCUGGAGGGGAGAAACAGAGCAAAACAUCUGCGCCAAACAAUUCAGUCUCUCCGACGACAGUUUAGUGGAGCUUUACCUUUAGCACAGCAGGAAAAGUUCUCUAAAACGAUGAUUCAAUUACAAAACGACAAACUUAAGAUAAUGCAAGAAAUGAAAACUUCUCAACAAGAGCAUAGAAAUAUGGAGAACAAAGCAAUGGAAAUGGAAUUAAAGUUAAAGGGGCUGGAAGAGUUAAUAAGUACUUUAAAGGAUGCCAGGGGAGCCCAAAAGGUAAUCAGUUGGCAUAUGAAAAUAGAAGAACUACGUCUUCAAGAGCUUAAACUAAAUAGAGAAUUAGUCAAGGAUAAAGAAGAAAUAAAAUAUUUGAAUAAUAUAAUUUCUGAAUAUGAGCAUACAAUCAGCAGUCUGGAGGAAGAAAUUGUGCAGCAAAACAAGUUUCAUGAAGAAAGGCAGAUGGCCUGGGAUCAAAGAGAAGUUGAGCUAGAACGUCAACUAGACAUUUUUGACCAUCAGCAAAAUGAAAUACUAAAAGCAGCACAAAAGUUUGAAGAGGCGACAGGAUCAUUGCCAGACCCUAGUUUGCCCCUUCCAAAUCAACUUGAGAUUGCUCUAAGAAAAAUUAAGGAAAAUGUUCGAAUAAUCCUAGAAACACGGGCAACUUGUAAAUCACUAGAAGAGAAGCUAAAAGAAAAAGAAUCUGCUUUACGGUUAGCAGAGCAAAAUAUUCUGUCAAGGGACAAAGUCAUCACUGAACUAAGGCUUCGAUUGCCUGCCACUGCAGAACGUGAAAAGCUUAUAGCCGAACUAGGCAGAAAAGAGGUAGAACCAAAAUCACAUCACACACUGAAAAUUGCUCAGCAGACCAUUGCAAAUAUGCAGGCAAGGUUAAACCAAAAGGAAGAAGUGUUAAAGAAGUACCAACAUCUUCUGGAAAAAGCAAGAGAGGAGCAAAGAGAAAUUGUUAAGAAACAUGAAGAAGACCUUCAUAUUCUUCAUUGUAAAUUAGAACUACAGGCUGAUAGUUCACUCAAUAAAUUCAAACAAACAGCUUGGGAUUUAAUAAAACAGUCCCCUACUCCAGUUCCUACCAACAAGCAUUUUAUUCGUCUGGCUGAGAUGGAACAGACAGUAGCAGAACAAGAUGAUUCUCUCUCCUCACUUUUAGCCAAACUAAAAGAAGUAUCUCAAGAUUUAGAGAGACAAAAAGAAAUCACUGAAUUAAAAAUCAAAGAAUUUGAAAAUACCAAAUUGCGGCUCCAAGAAAACCAUGCAUAUGAAGUGAAAAAAGUGAAAGCAGAAGUAGAGGAUUUAAGGUGUCUUCUGGCCCAGUCACAAAAGGAGUCACAGAGUUUAAAAUCUGAACUUCAGGCUCAAAAAGAAGCAAAUUCAAGAGCUCCAACAACUACAAUGAGAAAUCUAGUAGAACGGCUAAAGAGCCAGUUAGCCUUGAAAGAGAAACAACAAAAAGCACUUAGUCGAGCACUUUUGGAACUCCGGACAGAAAUGACAGCAGCAGCUGAAGAACGUAUUAUUUCUGCAACUUCUCAGAAAGAGGCAAACCUCAAUGUUCAACAAAUGGUUGAUCGACAUACUAAAGAGCUAAAGUCACAAAUUGAAGACUUAAGUGAAAAUCUUUUAAAAUUGAAAGAAGCUCUUAAAACAAGUAAAAACAGAGAAAACUCAUUAACUGAUAAUUUGAAUGACUUAACCAAUGAACUGCAAAAAAAACAAAAAGCUUAUAAUAAAAUGCUUAGAGAGAAAGAUGGAAUUGAUCAAGAGAAUGAUGAACUGAAAAGGCAAAUUAAAAGACUGACCAGUGGAUUACAGGGAAAAUCUCUGUUAGAUAAUAAACAAAGUUUAAUUGAAGAACUCCAAAAGAAAAUUAAAAAGCUAGAAAGCCAACUGGAAAGAAAGGUGGAUGAGGCAGAAAUAAAGCCUAUGAAAGAAAAGAGUGCCAAAGAAGAAUUAAUUAGGUGGGAAGAAGGUAAAAAAUGGCAAACCAAAAUAGAAGGAAUUAGAAACAAGUUAAAAGAGAAAGAGGGGGAAGUGUAUAUUCUAACAAAGCAGUUGAAUACUUUGAAGGAUCUUUUUGCCAAGGCUGACAAAGAGAAACUUACUUUGCAGAGGAAACUAAAAACAACUGGCAUUACUGUUGAUCAGGUUAUGGGAGUGCGAGCUUUGGAGUCAGAAAAAGAGUUGGAAGAAUUGAAAAAGAGAAAUCUUGACUUAGAAAAUGACAUAUCAUAUAUGAGGACCCGUCAAGCUCUUCCUCGAGAUUCUGUCAUAGAAGAUUUACAUUUACAAAAUAGAUACCUCCAAGAAAAACUACAUGUUUUAGAAAAACAGUUUUCAAAGGAUGCAUAUUCUAGACCUUCAAAUCUGUUAUGUGACACAACUACGCUUUCUACCCUUGCUACCAGUGUUAAUAAAUAUAGGCAUAAUAUUUAUCACAAAAAGAGCACUUUCCACAAGAACAAAAAAAAACCCAUAAUGGUGUUCAGAAUUAAAAAUGGGAAGGGAAUAGAUGCCAGUAACAACUUACAUCAUCAGGUACCUAAAAGUAUUCUACGGCAUUACAGUAAUGAAGAAAGACACACAACAGAAGAUAUUGUAGAUUCUGCGGAGUUAAAUAAAUCUGAGGCAAGACCAAAAAAUAAAUCAAGUCCGUUUAGGUCAACUAAUGGUACCAUGGCAGAUGUUAAGUCCAAUUUUGAAAAUGAACCAGAUCCUGAAAUUGAGAAAAUUAAUCAAGACUAUCAUGAAAAUAAUAAACAGGAACAUGAAAACAAGGAAGAGAAUGAGCUAGGCAAGAAUGUGAAUGGAAAGGGACACACAGCUGAAGAUGUGAGUCAUGACCACCACAUGGAUCCAGAAGGAUCUGCCGGAGAAGACCGUGAUUGUGCCACAGUUGCUGCUGCACUGACUGAGAGUGCUGAGGAGGAAGCACAGGCAAAUUCUGAAACCGAUGUACCAGUCCAGCGAAGAAAUGAAGUGUCCCAGACUUCAGGAAUAGAGUCAGAUGAACACUGUCAAAGAGAACAAGAGCUUCAGAGGGAAAACUUAAAGCUGUCAUCUGAAAAUAUUGAACUAAAAUUUCAGCUUGAACAAGCAAAUAAAGAUUUGCCAAGAUUAAAGAAUCAAGUAAGAGAUUUGAAGGAAAUGUGUGAAUUUCUUAAGAAAGAAAAAGCAGAAGUUGAGCGGAAACUUGGCCAUGUUAGAGGGUCUGGUAGAAGUGGAAAGACAAUUCCAGAACUAGAAAAAACCAUUGGUUUAAUGAAAAAAGUAGUUGAAAAAGUCCAAAGGGAAAAUGAACAGUUGAAAAAAGCAUCAGGAGUACUGACCAGUGAAAAAAUGGCUAAUAUUGAGCUGGAAAAUGAAAAGUUGAAGGCUGAAUUAGAAAAACUUAAAGUUCAUCUUGGACGUCAGUUGAGCAUGCACUAUGAAUCCAAGACCAAAGGCACAGAGAAAAUUGUUGCUGAAAAUGAAAGACUUCGUAAAGAACUUAAAAAAGAGACUGAAGCUGCAGAGAAAUUGCGGAUAGCUAAGAAUAAUUUAGAGAUAUUAAAUGAGAAGAUGACAGUUCAACUAGAAGAGACUGGCAAGAGAUUACAGUUGGCAGAAAGUAGAGGUCCACAGCUUGAAGGUGCUGACAGCAAGAGCUGGAAAUCAAUUGUUGUUACAAGAAUGUAUGAAACCAAGCUGAAAGAAUUGGAAACUGACAUUGCCAAAAAAACGCAAAACCUUACUGAUCUUAAACAGCUUGUAAAACAAGCAACAGAGAGGGAACAAAAAGCUAAGAAAUACACUGAAGACCUUGAGCAACAAAUUGAGAUUCUCAAACAUGUUCCUGAAGGUGCUGAGACAGAGCAGAGCCUUCAACGGGCGCUUCAAGUUCUAAGAUUAGCUAAUAGACAGCUGGAAAAAGAAAAGGCAGAAUUAAUCCAUCAGUUAGAAGUUAACAAAGACCAAAGUGGAGCUGAAAGCACCAUAUCUGAUCUUGAUCAACUAACGGAAAAGGUAAAAGAUUUAGAGACACAGCUCAAAACCUCAGAUAUAGAAAAGCAGUAUUUGAAGGAGGAAAUAAAAAAGCUGAAAAAAGAACUGGAAAACUUUGAUCCUUCAUUUUUUGAAGAAAUUGAAGAUCUGAAGUAUAAUUAUAAAGAAGAAGUGAAAAAGAAUAUUCUCUUAGAAGAGAAGUUAAAAAAACUUUCUGAACAAUUUGGAGUUGAAUUAAGCAGUCCCGUUGCUGCUUCUGAACAGUCUGAAGAUGAAGAGGAAAGUCCUGCUAAUUUCCCCAUUUAUUAA
Molecule: messenger RNA, 8325 nt
Organism: Prionailurus viverrinus (fishing cat)
Lineage: Eukaryota; Metazoa; Chordata; Mammalia; Carnivora; Felidae
Gene: CEP290
Product: centrosomal protein 290
Exons: 55
Coding region: 190-8325 (2711 amino acids)
Biological process (GO): kidney development; camera-type eye development
Source: RefSeq, a predicted model, not a curated record